UCAAAAUGUGUGUGUGGAAAAAAAAGUGUCGAUACUGUGGGACGUAGACACAACAAGCUGUCCAUGUGUACAGUUCUACCGGCGAACGAAGAAUACUCUUUGGACAAGUCUGGUUGGUCUUUCUCUUCGAUAUUCUUUGUUUUUAUAUUAUAACUUAUAAGUGGUGUCAUAAAUACUAUAGGUAUGAUUGCGGAAUAUCUGACGGCAAUAUCUACAAGCCCAUGGAAUAAUGAUCAUUUUUAUGAUUUUGAAGCAUCUGGAAAUGAUAACAGUUUGAAUUAUUAUAAUGACUUGAAGCUCACUUCAAGAGGGACCAGCAGACGUUCCUCGGAGUGCAGUGACAGGGAAUCUGAGUUGUUUUGCACAGACAGCUGGUUCACGGAUUAUGACAGUGUUGUUACCUCGGCUGAGAGCUUGCCAGAUAUAACAUUAGUGAACAGUUAUCUUGAUGAUUCUGAUGGUUACCAAGGCUUGGAGUCUCCCAAUGUAAGCUUCUGUGAAACUGAUGAUGAUGAUGAUGAUGACGAUAGAUCUUCACUCAACUCUGAUGAUGAAGAUGAAGCUGAGGAUGAGUAUGAUGAUGAUAUUUAUCCCAGCCCGAAGAAAAGCAAAAGGAAUUUAUAUGAUGUCACAUGGAGUGAGAUGUCCAAAGAAGAACAUAUCAGAACAAUAGAGGAACUCAUAUCACUUAUUUCAGAGAAGAUGAAUUUGAGAGAUCAAUUAGAAAUUAUUCGUAUUAUCAAUCCGAAAGCGCAGGUUUCACCAACUGCAAACGAAUUUAUCAUUGAACUGGAGUGGCUAACAGAUGAGAAGCUGCAUAGAAUUCGAGACUACAUCACACAAACAUCAAAACUCAGCAAGUCGGAGUCAUCAAAGGAAGAUAAUGAUGAGGAGGCAGAUGAAAAGUGCUCAACAAAGAGUACAUCAAGCAAGCGUAGGAAAUCUAAGAGAAGUGCUAGAGAAAGAAGACAGCAAAUGAGAGCGCAAAUGUUACGGCAGUGGAAGGAUAAUAAACAAGCUGUGAAAGAGAAAAAGAGCGGACUCUUUAGAAAUGAAAAGGUUCUCUCUGUAGAAAGGGUUCAGGAUGACUGUGAGGAAGUUGAUAUAUUGGGCUGACAUUACAGCAUGUGUAUACCGCCCUCUACUUCUACACAGAAAAAUUAAUGAAUGCAUAUUAUUCUCAUCACAACAUAAUUGUGUUCUUUCUUUCUUCACCAAGUUUAGAUUCAGAAACUUUAUUUUCAAAGUAAACAGAUAUAAUUGCAAACAGUUAAUUUGCACUAUUUUUGAAUAAUGAAUUUAUAUAUUUAAACCCCAUUCCCAGCAAAAUUUCAGUUAUUAAGAAAAAUCUGAUUUUUAUAUAUGUUA
Anneissia japonica is the source of this 1368-nucleotide messenger RNA. Its product is annotated as protein FAM199X-B-like. Bases 184 to 1116 code for a protein of 310 amino acids. The transcript has 8 exons. Lineage: Eukaryota; Metazoa; Echinodermata; Crinoidea; Comatulida; Comatulidae. The record is from RefSeq and is a predicted model, not a curated record.